Syngnathus acus (greater pipefish) is the source of this 2569-nucleotide messenger RNA. It is a transcript of the gene nars1, whose product is annotated as asparaginyl-tRNA synthetase 1. The transcript is spliced from 16 exons. Gene Ontology annotation, molecular function: asparagine-tRNA ligase activity; ATP binding; nucleic acid binding. The record is from RefSeq and is a predicted model, not a curated record. Gene Ontology annotation, cellular component: cytoplasm. Lineage: Eukaryota; Metazoa; Chordata; Actinopteri; Syngnathiformes; Syngnathidae. Gene Ontology annotation, biological process: asparaginyl-tRNA aminoacylation. The coding region runs from base 136 to 1821 and encodes 561 amino acids.
UGCCCGGAAGAAGGACACUGAAAUUCCGGAUUUCAGCGAAUGCGGCAGGAUCGGCAAGGCACCGGCAGUUUUCUCUUGCGGUGUGUGUUGUACUGAAUCAUUUUGUUAGCGGACUACAGCAGCCCCUGGACUGGCAUGGCGACAGAUGUAACCAAAGGUGUGGACCAAUUGUCUGUUGGGGAAAUGUAUGUGUCGGACAAAUGUGGCAGCGACCAGGAUGGAGAUGGGACCGAGCAGAAACCUUUCAAGACACCUCUCAAGGCUCUGCUCUUCAUUGGCAAAGAACCAUUCCCUACUAUCUACGUAGACUCACAGAAAGAAGAAGAGGUAGUGCGUUGGGUCGCAAUCUCCAAGACUCAGAUGAAGAGUGCAAAAAAAGCUUUUAACCGUGAACAGGCCAAGAAUGAAUCCAAGGAGAAGAAAGAGGCGGAAGACAAUGAGAGGAGAGAGAAGAACCUGGAAGAAGCCAAGCAAAUCAUGAUUGAAAAGGACCCCAGUUUGCCCGAUCCGGAAACGGUAAAAAUCUACAAUCUGGGAUCAAAGCGAGGUCAGAGAGUCAAAGUGUUUGGAUGGGUUCAUCGUCUUAGGAGACAAGGCAAAAACUUGAUGUUUAUCGUGCUAAGAGAUGGAACUGGUUUCCUGCAGUGUGUGCUGUCUGAUAAACUGUGUCAGUGCUAUAAUGGCUUAUUGUUGUCCACGGAAAGCAGUGUAGCUCUUUAUGGGACUGUGACGCCAGUUCCUGAAGGAAAACAGGCACCAGGAGGCCACGAGCUCCACUGCGACUUCUGGGAGCUGAUCGGCCUGGCGCCAGCAGGCGGGGCCGACAACAUCUUGAAUGAAGAGUCGGACGUGGACGUCCAGCUUAACAACCGACACAUGAUGAUCCGAGGAGAGAACGUUUCCAAGGUCCUCAAAGUCCGAUCUACGGUCACACAGUGCUUCAGGGAACACUUCUUCAGCCGUGGUUACCACGAGGUCUGUCCUCCAACUUUGGUGCAGACUCAGGUGGAGGGCGGCUCCACGCUGUUUAACCUCAACUACUUUGGCGAGCAGGCUUACCUGACACAGUCAUCCCAGCUUUACCUGGAGACAUGCAUACCUGCGCUGGGCGACUGCUUCUGCGUCGCUCAGUCAUACCGAGCUGAACAGUCCCGCACCCGCAGGCACCUCUCAGAGUAUACCCACAUUGAAGCUGAAUGUCCCUUCAUAACCUUUGACGAUCUGUUGAACAAACUGGAGGAUCUAGUGUGUGAUGUUGUGGACCGAGUGCUAAAAUCUCCUGCUGCGCAACUGCUCUAUGACAUCAACCCGGACUUCAAACCCCCUAAAAGGCCAUUCAAGAGGAUGAACUACUCCGAUGCCAUCGUGUGGCUCAAAGAACAUGACGUCAAGAAGGAUGAUGGCACCUUCUAUGAGUUUGGAGAGGACAUCCCAGAGGCCCCCGAGAGGCUGAUGACUGAUGCCAUCAAUGAAACAAUUCUGCUUUGUCGCUUCCCAGCUGAGAUCAAAUCCUUCUACAUGCAGCGCUGCGCUGAGGACAGGCGGCUCACAGAAUCGGUUGACGUUUUGAUGCCAAAUGUGGGUGAGAUUGUUGGAGGCUCGAUGCGUACCUGGGAUGCUGAGGAGCUGUUGGAUGGCUAUAAGAGGGAGGGCAUCGACCCAACCCCGUACUAUUGGUACACUGAUCAGAGGAAGUAUGGCACGUGUCCUCAUGGGGGUUAUGGCCUCGGUCUCGAGCGUUUCCUCACCUGGCUGCUGAACAGACACCACAUCAGAGACGUCUGCCUUUACCCACGAUUCAUCCAACGCUGCCGGCCCUAAACACAUACUCGCAUCAUGACACACUCAAGUUUUGUUUCACAUAGUUCCCAAAUUGAGAUCCAAUCACCAAGUUGUUCCCUGUGUGGUGCUCAUCUUCACUUCCGAUCAUGUCCCAUAAUUAGUGCACUAACGUCACCUUAAUCGUGUCAUGUCCACUUCUGCUCUCUAAAGCAAACACGUUUCUGUAAUUGUGUAAAAAUACUGAAUGCUCUUGAUCAUUUCCUGCCUUAAAUGCGGUCUUUCUAGCUCCACAUACGCCUGUGACUGAGGCUUAGCAAGUCAUUUAUAGUUAGGUUAGUACAAAGUGGCAACAUGGCUACAUUUUUUUUUUUUGCAAUUGGUACUCUCAUUUUUCCUCACCUGUCCAAAUAUUCUUGGAGGAAGAAAUGUCAACAUUUCCUGGUGUCUUCAGAUUGUUUACUGAACAAAUGUCUCUGGGGUUGAUACAAGAACGUUGGCCUUCCAUGACAAAAAGUAAAGGCAAGAAAAUACACCUUCCACGCAAGUAUUGGUGAUGCUGUGUAUUUACACUUGGGCAAAACUUAAAAUCACGAUUGGGAAUUUUGUGCUCUGUAGUGCUGACCAACAUUUGACUCUACUGUCUUGCAAAGAAACGAACAAAAAACCUGGACCGCUACUGGUGAUUACGGUUGUCUACAUGGAAUCAAAAUGUUUGUGAUCUGAGAAAAUUGGAAAAUACAACACGUCAAUAAAACGAUGCAAACAAAUGACGUAGUAAUCAUCCUAA